CAUAACAGACAAUCCAUCCCAAUGGACAUCUCAAGGGCAGCCAGACAGAUUGUUGUGUAACCUGGCAACUCCAAGGAUUGUACAAAAAUCAGCAUCAAAUCAGAAAAUACAAGGAAAAAUUUUAUUUUCAACUGAGAAGAUAUCCCUGCAGAUGUAUAGACAACCAAUUUGAACCAACCAGAACAACACGGUAGUGUGGCAGUUGCAUGACAACAACACAGAUUAACCAUUGCCAAAAGUGUGUUUUUAUUAUAAUUAUUUUUUAUGCAUUUUCUCUUGAAAAAAGGGAAGUAACGCCCUCGUGGACUUCAACAAAAUAAGUGAUCAAGUUUUAAUCGGCAAAUGGAAUGAUGCCAUUAAUCACUAUCUAUGGCUCUAAGUCCUCUCAUUAGAAAAAUCUCAAGCCAGUUUUACUUUGUUUCUUCUCUCGAUCCCCCAAAGAUCACACACCUAGAUUUUGCAACGGUUAAAGCAUUUGAGUUUCCCGCCACCCCAUUCAAUUUUCUCAAGCCCUUCUCCUCACAUGAUAAUUCAACCAUCUUUCACACAUUCAAUUUCGAUUCCUUUUACGCUAAUUUACUCGACAGUUCGACCCGAAAUGCCCACUUAACCCAAAUCCAUGCUAAGUUAGUCCUUCUUGGUAUCCAUCAAAACGGUUUUUUAAUCACGAAACUCAUAAAUUCGGCUGUGAACCUUGGAGAAAUCAGCUAUGCACGUAAAGUGUUCGAUGAAUUUCCUGACCCAGAUGUCUUUUUAUGGAAUGCAAUCAUUAGAGGUUAUUCUAAGUGUAACAUGUUUGCUAAUGCUAUUGAAAUGUAUUCAAGAAUGCAAGUUUUAUGGGUUAGUCCUGACGGUUAUUCUCUCCCUCAUGUUCUUAAAGCUUGUGGUGGGUUACCAGGUUUUGAAAUGGGGCGGCGUGUUCAUGGGCAGAUAUUCAGGCUGGGGUUUGAAAAAGAUGUAUUUGUGCAAAAUGGGAUUGUUGCAUUUUAUGCGAAAUGUGGGAAAAUUGAGAGUGCUAAGGUUGUUUUUGAUGGGUUAGAGCUUAGGAAUGUUGUUUCUUGGACUUCAAUGAUUUCGGGGUAUGCUCAGAAUGGACAGCCUAUAGAGGCUUUAAGGGUUUUUGAUGAAAUGAGGAAAAUGGGUGUAAUGCCAGAUUGGGUUGCUUUUGUGAGUGCUAUUAGGGCACAUACGGAUGUAGAGGAUUUGGAACAUGGGAAAUCUAUUCAUGGUUGUGUGAUUAAGAUGGGCCUUGAAUUGGAGCCUGACUUGCUCAUUGCGUUGACUGCAAUGUAUGCAAAAUGUGGGCAAGUAAUGGUUGCCAGAUCCUUUUUUGAUCAAAUGAAAGUUCCUAAUUUGAUUUUGUGGAAUGCCAUGAUCUCUGGUUAUGCAAAGAAUGGCUAUGCUGAGGAAGCUGUAGAGCUUUUCCGCAAGAUGAUUUCUAACAAUAUCAGAACAGAUUCAAUAACUGCUAGGUGUGCUGUUGUAGCUUGUGCACAAGUUGGUUCUCUUGGGUUGGCUAGAUGGAUGGACAAUUAUAUCAGUAAAAGUGAGCAUCGAGAUGAUAUUUUUGUCAACUCAGCUCUUAUUGAUAUGUUUGCAAAAUGUGGAAAUGUUGAUAUGGCCCGUAUGGUCUUUGAUAGAACACUUGAGAAAGAUGUUGUCGUGUGGAGUGCUAUGAUUGUAGGCUAUGGAUUGCAUGGUAGGGGGCGAGAAGCCUUAGACCUUUACCAAUUAAUGAAGCAAGCUGGGGUCUGUCCUAAUGAUGUCACUUUUCUUGGACUUCUCACAGCUUGCAACCAUUCAGGUCUUGUAGAGGAUGGAUGGCGACUUUUCCACUGUAUGAAAGACUAUGGCAUUGAGCCCCGCCACCAGCAUUAUGCUUGUGUGGUUGAUCUUCUUGGACGUGGUGGCUAUCUAGAUCAAGCUUAUGAUUUCAUUAUGAACAUGCCAAUAGAACCAGGUGUAUCUGUGUGGGGAGCACUUUUAAGUGCUUGCAAGAUUUAUCGCCAUGUGACACUUGGAGAGUAUGCUGCAGAGCAGCUUUUCUCACUAGAAUCUUAUAAUACAGGGCAUUAUGUGCAGCUCUCCAAUCUCUAUGCUUCUGUCAGAAUGUGGGAUCGUGUAGCAAAGGUACGAGUUAUGAUGAAGGAGAAGGGACUAAGCAAGGACCUGGGAUAUAGUUUGAUAGAGAUCAAUGGGAAACUUCAAGCAUUUCGUGUAGGUGACAAGUCACAUCCACAAUCUAAGGAGAUUUAUGAAGAACUUGAGUCAUUAGAGAGAAGGUUGAAGCAAGCUGGAUUUAUUCCACAUACAGAUUCUUCCUUGCAUGAUUUGAAUUAUGAAGAGAUGGAGGAAACCCUUUGUAAUCAUAGUGAAAGAUUAGCAAUUGCCUUUGGGCUAAUAAGUACUGCACCAGAAACUACACUUAGGAUAACGAAGAAUCUCAGGGCAUGUAUUAAUUGUCAUUCAGCCACCAAGCUUAUCUCAAAGCUUGUUAACCGGGAGAUAGUAGUGAGGGAUGCAAACCGUUUUCAUCAUUUUAAAGAUGGAGUUUGUUCUUGUGGAGAUUAUUGGUAAGAGGCACAAGCUGUUUACAUUUAGCAUGAGCAUUCUGGUGUUCAGCUCAUCGAUAUGAAGGCAGUUUAUAAUCAUUUUAUGAAAUUUAGCUUUGUAUCUGAUAUGAAAACGAGAAAUCAGGUUACUUGCACAAA
Messenger RNA from Theobroma cacao (cacao), 2711 nucleotides. It is a transcript of the gene MEF22, whose product is annotated as mitochondrial editing factor 22. NCBI's taxonomy places the organism in Eukaryota, Viridiplantae, Streptophyta, Magnoliopsida, Malvales, Malvaceae. The record is from RefSeq and is a predicted model, not a curated record. Gene Ontology annotation, molecular function: RNA binding; zinc ion binding; protein binding. Gene Ontology annotation, biological process: RNA modification.